CCGCAGCAGCAGCAAGCUCAUGAGGGAUGGUUUGUUUUUCUACUUAGUUCGACGCGACCAUUCAGCAGGAGUACAUGUGCCGAGCGGAUUAACAUUAAUUAUCAUUUUUAUUGUUGUUUGUUUAAUUAAAGCAACACACCAUACCGUACGGGGCAUUUUUCUGCGCGCAAAACGCUAAACCGAGUGUGUGUGCCCCCCCUGCAAACAGUGUCAGUGGCCACAGUUCGUUCGUUUGUUGUUGUGUGUCUUAAGCGGGGUUGUCUGCGCUCCCGGAAAGGAAAAGAAGAGGGCAGUAAAAAGGGCCACUUUGCACGACGGUUUCGUGCCGUGGGUCCGUGCGAACGCGCCGCUCAGUUUCGCCGCUUGCGCGCCCAGUGAAAAACGGCUGCCAGCGUGUGCUCUCGUGCGUGCACGUUUCGUGAACGUUGUAGCGCGGUGUGUCUCUUAAAGCUUCUCAACCUUCGGGACCCUCUAGUGCGUGCGUGCUCUGAAGCGGUGUGAGAAGAAGAAAAAAAAAAAGAUUGCCCAAAAAACGGCCCCACAGUGAGCAGUUGAACCAUUGCUGUUGAAGUCGUCGAAGGCGACGAACGCACCCUUGAAUGAUCCUCCUCACCGUGUGCGUGCGUGCGUGUGUGUGCUCCGUUAGUGUCCCCACCGUGAGUGAGUGAGUGUACGUGUGCUUGUACCCGUGUGUGUGUGUGUGUGUGUGUGUGUUUAUGUGCACGCGUAAGUGUGGUGAGUGUGGCACGGUUUGGGUGCCUCACCGAGUCGAGAGGAAUUGCUGGACGGCGACGACAGCGUGCGUUCGGUCGUGCAGGAAACCAGACGUCCGAGCGUGACUAGCGCGCACCAUCCAGCAGCAACACACAUAUCCGUGCGAACAGGGUGGCAGACACAUCCUCAUCUAGCCCUGCCAAGCAGAUAAAACACGCGUUCCACAAUCAAUUCAACCAACCUUUCGGUAGCAGGCGAGCAAACCGACCGGAAAGCAGCCCGACAAGUCCUGAAACGGUGCCACGGAAAGGUGCCACAAAAAUCAUUCAGUUAAAGCAACACAGUCAACGCGGACACCGUGCUUUCAUCCUGCUUUCAGUGCUUUAUCGAUGUUGCAGUGAACUUAACGUGCGCUGGUGUUUGUUCCGUCUUGCUUCCAAUGCUGGAUCGGCUAACUUUUCCGCGAGUGCUUACGCUGGUGCUUAUGAUAACAAUCAGUGCUUAAGUGGGUGUGUGUGUGUGUCUUCGUGUGUGUGUGUUCCUGUGGGUCAGCAAGAGCGGUGUCCGCAAGACACCCGCUGCCUGUCACCCGGACACAGGUGUAGAGGGGGUUUUGGAGUGCUUCCGAACGCCAACCCGCCCGCUUACGAUCCAAUCAACAUACACUACUAUCAAAGUGCCAUCACAGCGACGCUGCCUAAAGGCUUAGACGCAGCGCAGCGACCGGAGAGCGAACAAGCCCGUUACCGAACGCGUUACCGCGAACGCCGGCACCGUGAGCAGCUACGCGCACCAGUACGCGUCAGUUGGGGGUCGCUACUGUCAACAACACCCAUCCACCGUGGCGCUCCACUCGACCGAGGCCCUGAUGGCCGGCUUCCUCAAGUCGUCCGAUCUCGGGCCGCACCCGCACGGGUACGGGUCCGCCCACCAUCCGCACCAUGCGCAUCCGCAUGGACCUUUACCGCCCGGAAUGCCUAUGACAUCGUUAGCCCCGUUCGGUCUUCCCCACGGGCUAGAUGCUGUAGGAUUUCCGCAAGGUAUGUGGGGUGUGAACCCGCGAAAACAACGCCGCGAACGGACCACCUUCACCCGGGCCCAGCUGGACGUGCUGGAGGCCCUGUUCGGCAAGACACGCUAUCCGGACAUUUUCAUGCGCGAGGAGGUGGCACUCAAGAUCAAUCUUCCUGAAUCACGAGUACAGGUAUGGUUCAAGAAUCGACGUGCCAAGUGCCGGCAGCAGCUCCAGCACCAGUCCUCAUCGAAUCUCAACAGCAGCAAAUCGUCCGGCGGCGGCUCGACCGGCUCGGCGCGCUCGGGCCAGUCCGGCGGCAACAGCGGACCGUCCGGCAGCCAGUCCGGCUCGUCCGGCGGCACCGGCAGCAACAAUGGCAGCCACGGCGGCACCAAAAGCUCGAUAGUGAACGCGAACAACAAGCCGACGAUCAAGCACACGCCGAUGAACAACAGCCACAACGGUAGCGGGCCCGGCAGCAAUGGCGGCGGCGGCGGCGGCGGUGGUGCGGGCAGCCAGUCGAACCCGGCCGGCCCCAGCCAUAACGGGCCGCUCGGGCUGAGCCACAGCAAUGCGUCACCGAUACUGCCGAUCACACCGUCGACCUCCGUCAGUCCGCCGAUCAACGUGAUCUGCAAGAAGGAGCAACCCUCGUCCUACCAUCACGGGCCGGCCGGUGGCGGCGGCGGCGGCGGCAACGAACCCUCCGGCAUGAAGCCGACCGGGUACGACCUGCUGAAGGACUCGGAGCUCAACCUAGCGCACCAUUCGUCCUCCGCCUACGUCAACAUCAACACGCGGCUAGGGCAGUCGCUCAGCUCGGUCGGCGGCGGCGUCGGCAACGGCCCGUCCGCCGGCAACCUCACGCCGCUCGGGUCGAACUCCUCCAUCAUGACGACGCCGUCGCCCCCGAUCACGCCCCAGACGUCCCACAAUCCGCUGUCGUACGUGCCGAACCACGAGACGUACAACUUCUGGCACAACCAGUACCAGCAGUACCCGAACAACUACAACACGCCGUCCUACUACAGCCAGAUGGACUACUUCCAGAACCAGAACCAGGGCAACUACAACAUGGGCCACACCGGCUACACCACCUCCGCCAACUUCGGGCUCGCGUCCACGUCCGCGCUCGCCGGCCCGAUGGGCUCGCAAACGUUCAGCCCGAACGGGCUCGACUACAUGAACCCGCAGGACAAGUACGUCAACAUGGUGUAAGCGGGCUGGCUGGACAGCAGCAGCGACGACGAGCGACGAUCACAUCCCAUAUCACACAAUCUCCCUCACAAAAAAGGACGUCACGGAGGAGCACACACACACACCGCGGCGACGGAGGAUAACCUGUACCGGCGGCUCUACUAGCUUCAACACACGCCACACAAACACACACACUCUUGAAGAGCUAACACGAGCAGAUCAUAUCAAAACGUCAAACACGCGCUGAGAGAGUGAGCAGGGAGUCGAACAGCGCUGCUGCUACUACUACUCCAACGCCAUUACACAAGUACUCACUACUACACACACACACACCCAUAGCUAGUCCUCCCUGUUGCGGUGCUGUGCUGCGGUGCGAAGCGGAGAACGAUGCAUUGUUCCCCGUCGGAUGAACCUUUACAGCGCGUCAGUGUGACCUCGUCACAGCUCUGAGCCAGGCCAUGGUGGAGCACGGUUUAGGUUUAGGAUACCGCACUACCACUACUACUACUACCACUACUACUACUACUACACAACAGCAGAAGCGCGAUCGGGGAACGGAUGCGAGAAGCAAACCCGCGGCGCGAGAGUAGACAAAUGUUAUAUCAAAUAGUUCAUAUCAGUAUUUUCUUAGCUGCCCGCGUGUGGGCGGGGUGGGGGGGAGGGUUUGGCUGGGGUGAGGGAAGUGGACGAGGUCGUUCUUCUUUUUUAUUUCUGUGCUGUUUCUGUUGGUUACAUGCGCUCUAUUGCCAUCUCACCCAUGACGGUGCGUUCUUCACGAAUAAUAAUCACGAAGAAUAAGGAUAAGAAGAAACUGGAAGAAGAAGUAGAAAACUAGAACCAGAUGCAAACCCGCCCCACCUCUCCCUCCCCAACCACACCCCAGCGCAAUCGAUUUCAGUGCGUGUGUGAGGCCGCCGAUGCCGACCCAAUUCUCCGGAAGUAUCUGGGAAAGUCCGGAUACUCAAUCCAUCCCCUCCUCCCAUCCCAACCUUUCGCCGGAAAAUCCAUUCGCCCCCCCCCACCCCCCUUUUACCUCCUAGGUAUGUAAGGCAAGAAACCAUUACGAAUUAAAUGUGUAUAGGAUGAUUUUUAAAUUAACAAAAAAAAAAAAACCACGAGCAUGAGCUUGAGCGCAGAACUGAGAGCGUCACGGCGGCAAGAGAAAAGGAUGGGCAGGGUUCGCUGCCGCUGUUGGGUGUGAGAGAUUGGAUUAUGUUUUUUUUUCGUUCUUUUGUUUUUUUUUUUUGCAUCGGACUGCUAGCGGCAAGCGACGCUGUGCAAUGUUGGUUCCCGUAUUCGCUCCGCCAAUUGGGAAGGGCAAACAGCCCGGCUAGGUGCCACGGUCCAUCCUUUCGUGAUCUUUACCACUAUCGAAUUCUUGGGGGUGCGGGGGGUGGGGGGGGAGGUCGAGCGUUCGUUGGGGUUUUUUGUUUUGUUUUCCCUCCCCCAGCAGCUGCUGGGUCUCCACGUGCAAGGGCAACAGGGCAAAAGCGGACCAGAAGGCCCUGCUUUUACGCAGGGGCUUUUGGGUUGUAGGCGUAGCGGUAAGAAGCGGAGAAGAAAGAUAAAAAAAAAAUCGAAGCAAAAAAAAACAACAACACUCAAUACGGCUCUAGGUAGUACAUAAAGAUAAAACACACACACACACAUAUACAUAGUUUUUAAUUGCAAAUUAAAAUAUUUUAACUGUAUAUCGUACCACUAUUUAAGUUCGGGUAGCAUGUAAGGUUGUAUGUGUCCGCGGCAGUCCGGACGGGAAAGAGUGCAUUUCGGGUGCCCGUUCAGGGCACGACACGAAGAGGAGAGAGGAAAGGGAGGAGUGGACGCUACUGUCGAAGCGUGGCAACGAGCGCAAUGAAAAAAAAAACACGCUAAAACGAAAACAAACCUGCAAAUGCAAGUAAACAUGACGACAGUAUGUAAAAUUCUCUCUCACACUCCCACACACUCUCUCUCUCUCUCUUUAUCUCACUAGGGAUAGGUACAAUAUUUCCCCUAUAUCUCCUAUCCCCUCAUCCUCAUCAACCCUCACUUUUCCAUUGUACGCGUGAACGUUGUGUGUAAGCGAUAGGUGUGAAUGUGUGACUGGCAGGCCUGGGCAGGAGACGGCAUGGCUUAGUUAUUGUAGUAAACCGUGCGAGUGAGCGGCCGGUGCGUGUGUUUGAGCGAGACGGAGCGAAUGUUAAUGAGAAAAGUAAAGAAAUAAAAGUAAAUAAUGCAAAAAAAAAAAAUCCACUACAAACGAACCCAUGUUAAAUUAAGAAUCCCGAAAUCACGUGGAGAAGCUACUAAGCUACUAAGAAACGUACACACCCCAACACAGAACACACACCCACACACACACACACACACACACACACAAACACAGAUGGGGGAGGGGUAAAAGAGUCUGCUUGUAAAUCUG
Anopheles arabiensis is the source of this 5330-nucleotide messenger RNA. RefSeq names its product homeotic protein ocelliless (gene oc). Gene Ontology annotation, molecular function: RNA polymerase II cis-regulatory region sequence-specific DNA binding; DNA-binding transcription factor activity, RNA polymerase II-specific. Gene Ontology annotation, cellular component: nucleus. The record is from RefSeq and is a predicted model, not a curated record. The transcript has 5 exons. Bases 1583 to 2947 code for a protein of 454 amino acids. NCBI's taxonomy places the organism in Eukaryota, Metazoa, Arthropoda, Insecta, Diptera, Culicidae. Gene Ontology annotation, biological process: regulation of transcription by RNA polymerase II.